Molecule: messenger RNA, 6946 nt
Organism: Octodon degus (degu)
Lineage: Eukaryota; Metazoa; Chordata; Mammalia; Rodentia; Octodontidae
Gene: Bace2
Product: beta-site APP-cleaving enzyme 2
Exons: 9
Coding region: 248-1792 (514 amino acids)
Biological process (GO): membrane protein ectodomain proteolysis; amyloid-beta metabolic process
Cellular component (GO): trans-Golgi network; endosome; membrane
Molecular function (GO): aspartic-type endopeptidase activity
Source: RefSeq, a predicted model, not a curated record
GUUUCCCCGGGAAGUGAGGAGCACGGCACGGAACCAGCGCUUUCGUGGGGUGCGCGCCCGGGGGUACCCCGCACGCCCCAGACUCGGCCGCGGCAGCGGGGCGGGGCCGCGGCGCCAACUUGCUCAAGUUGGCUGCGCGCUGGGAGCCGCUCAGCGGUGGCUCCUCCCCGGCCUCCGCCCACCUCCGCCGCCCGUCCGGCCCGUGCGCGCCGCAGCACGCGCGCCCCGUCCGGACCCCGCUGCGGGGAUGGGCGCGCUGGCCCGGGCGCUCCUGCUGCCCCUGGUAGCCCAGUGGCUGCUACUGCCCGCGGCCGCGACCCCCGCGCCCUUCACGCUGCCUCUCCGAGUGGCUAUGGCGACGACUCACCCGGCCUCCCCAGCCCCGGUGCCCGGGACCCCCGCGUUGCCCCGUGCGGAUGGUCUGGCGCUGGCCCUGGAGCCUGCCGGUGCUGCCGCCAACUUCUUGGCUAUGGUGGACAAUCUGCAGGGGGACUCCGGUCGCGGCUACUACCUGGAGAUGCUGAUCGGGACCCCGCCGCAGAAGCUGCAGAUCCUCGUUGACACUGGAAGCAGCAAUUUCGCUGUGGCGGGCGCGCCUCAUUCCUACGUAGACUCCUACUUUGACUCGGAGAGGUCCAGCACAUACCGGUCCAAGGGCGUCGAUGUCACCGUGAAGUAUACACAAGGCAGCUGGACAGGCUUCGUGGGCGAGGAUGUGGUCACCAUCCCCAAAGCCUUCAACAGUUCUUUUCUUGUCAAUGUUGCCACUAUCUUUGAGUCGGAGAAUUUCUUUCUGCCUGGGAUUAAGUGGAAUGGGAUCCUUGGGCUUGCUUAUGCCACCCUGGCUAAGCCAUCAAGCUCUCUGGAAACAUUCUUCGAUUCCCUAGUGACACAGGCCAAGAUCCCCAACGUGUUUUCCAUGCAGAUGUGCGGGGCUGGAUUGCCUGUAGCCAGAUCGGGUACCAACGGAGGUAGUCUUGUACUGGGUGGGAUUGAACCAAGUUUGUAUAAAGGAGACAUCUGGUAUACUCCCAUUAAGGAGGAAUGGUAUUAUCAGAUAGAAAUCCUGAAACUAGAAAUCGGAGGCCAAAGCCUUAACCUGGACUGCAGAGAGUACAAUGCAGACAAGGCAAUCGUGGACAGUGGCACCACGCUGCUGCGCCUGCCCCAGAAAGUGUUUGAUGCAGUGGUGGAUGCUGUGGCCCGCACAUCUCUGAUUCCAGAAUUCUCUGAUGGCUUCUGGACGGGAGCCCAGCUGGCAUGCUGGACGAAUUCAGAGACACCGUGGGCCUACUUUCCGAAAAUCUCCAUAUACCUGCGAGAGGAGAACUCCAGCCGGUCUUUCCGCAUAACCAUCCUGCCUCAGCAGCUUUACAUCCAGCCCAUGAUGGGUGCUGGCCUGAACUAUGAGUGCUACCGCUUCGGCAUCUCUCCCUCGACCAACGCGCUGGUGAUCGGGGCCACAGUGAUGGAGGGCUUCUAUGUGGUCUUUGACCGAGCUCGCAGGAGGGUAGGCUUUGCGGCAAGCCCCUGUGCAGAGCUCGCAGGCGUCCCCGUGUCUGAGGUGUCCGGGCCCUUCUCCACUGAAGGCAUCGCCAGCAACUGUGUCCCCUCGCACUCUCUGCAUGAGCCUGUCCUGUGGAUCGUGUCCUAUGCGCUCAUGAGCUCCUGUGGGCUCAUCCUCCUGAUCCUCCUCAUCUUGCUGCUGCUGCCCUUCCGGUGCCGCCACAUGCCCCGUGACCCCGAGGUCAUCAAUGAUGAGUCCUCUCUGGUCAGGCAUCGCUGGAAGUGAAGCGCAGGGCCACUUGCAGCAGGCCUGGCGACCUGGACUCCGGCUCCUCCAACUCCAGGACAGCAGGUGGCGCCGGCGCCGGCAGGGUUCUCCUUCUGCGCGUGCAUCUUGCAGCUCAGUUCUGCUCCCGGACGCCUCCACGUUCCCAGUGUCUUGAUUAGUCUUAAUUUUAAGCUUCCACCUUUUCUUUUCUACUUCCAAGGGGAAAAAAAAAUGAUAAUAAUAAUAAUAAAAGAGAAAUGCCUUAUUCUAAACCAAAACAGAGUGAAUUGGGCUUCGGGCUUAUGGCACGGGUAAUGCCAGGCAUUCUAGAUGUGCCACCAAAGCAGGCCGUGAUAAGCCGCUGCCAGUCAUCUUCACUCCGGCCCCCGGAGCCUCAGUCUGUGUGGCUUCUAACGUGCUUCGCUGGUAGGAAGCUUUUGUGUUAACUGCAUUUCAGGGCAGCUUGCAGCAGGCCUGACCCUGGGUCAGGGUGGCAAGAAGACAGCACGAUGGCCGAGAAAUGAGCCCGGAGGAGGCGCUGAGAGUGGGGCCACCUUACUCUCUCCCAGCUUUUGGUGGGUCCCUGGGCCCAGCUGGGGUGGUGCCUUCCAGGACGUCAGCCUACCCAUACCAGCCUCUCCUGUAGACAGAGGUCUGUGCCCCUCAGGGGCGUGGGAUGACAGGCAUUUGCCUGCAACAACACUCCUGUGGUGUGGUUAGUGUAAAAGUAAAAGCACUGCCUCUCUGUGGUUUUGCCGAGGGCCCUGGGCAUGGUGGGGUGAGGGCAUCCUGACUCCACAAGAUCCCUCCUCUCUGCAUGGUCUAGCUGGUGUGACCACACCCACUUACAGUUGCUCUGGAUACAUAGUGCUUUGAUAAGGGUCACAAAGUCUAUGUCACUAGUGUCAUUUCUCUCUCCAAAUCUUCUCUGAAAGUAGCUUGUUAUUACCCUCUGGGGGACAGAGAAAUAGUCAGUUGCCCUGGCUUCUGACCAGCUGGUGGGCAAGAAGCUUCCAGGUGUGGCGUCAUUUCCACGGUUCCUGUGCAGCCCGCUCAGGCUCGAGGGUGCCAUCAGAAUCAUUCAGUGAGCCGGGUGACCUCUGCCUUCCUCCCUUUGAUGUGCUUGGCUUUAGAGACAGGGUUCAGUAAUGUCCCUGUGUGGGGGGCAUAGCCCCUACCAGUAUUUAUGUGAAGCCUUUGCCAAAGGAUGGUGGAGCCUUUUAUCCUCGCCACCUUCUUGUGGUUCCCCCAAGGCCAUGCCUCAUCCUUUGCAGCAAGACAUCUGAGUUCCUGAACAAUAGGAGGGAUUGAAGCCCUGCUGGUGCGGCAGGCUCGAGGUGCUGUCCUGGAAUCCCGAGGCCAGCCAGACCUGUUCUUGGCAGGGGAUGAUGUUGGGCACAGUGCUCUGUAUUCCUUAUCAGAUGUACCUGCUUUAUGCUGUUGGAUGGGAUGUUUGAACACGACACUUAAAUUACAAAAGUGUCCCUUAGCAAGAAGAAGGAACUACACAGUUGAAUGGGGGACAUCAGAAGUGCGAUGGUGGCACCCAGCCUUCUGGAGCUGUGCUCUUGCAUCCUCUGCUUAGCAGACCCACAGGGUGGUCUUCUGUGAAUGGGAAAGGGGGUGGCAGCCCUUGGACGGAGGCAGUUCCCAUUGCAGUUCACCAUGGAAAAUGCCAGAACAUGGUUGUUUCUGGAACCAUCAGCUCUCUGGUGAGAAGUGGAUGUUUUGAAGUGGACAGUCUUCGUUUCAAUAGGACAGUGUUUUUCCUUCCUGAUAACUUAUUUAGAAGUCAGAAAUGAAACUCUGCCUUUAGUAACUAAAACUGUUUAUAAUCACAUCAAGAAAUGAGCCUGGGAUCAAUCCCGUUGUUUUUCUCUCAUGCGGUUUAAAAGAAGCACGUAUGACGGGCACCAGAGCUCUCAGCGUAAGGGAAGCAGAUGCCCUGCAGGUGACAUGGGGACUGUUCUGGGCCAUCCUGCCCCUGAAUUGGGAAAGACUUUGCCUGAUCCAUCCUAAAGCCCAGAAGUUUCAGCUGGAGAUGAAGUUGGGAUCCGCAGCUGGUCAGAAUUGUACAAGGCAUUCACAGCAAGAUGGCGUUAAGCUCUCUACAGAGCGUGGGGUGAUAGAUUUUGAAAGGCAGUUGUGAUUUGGGCUUCCAUUCUCUUGUGUAAGCGAUGAAGAGGGAUUAUCUUAGUCCUUAAUUUAAAAAGGGGAUUUAUGAAAUUCCUCUUUCUCCUUCCCCACUCGGUAGAGCAGGCACACAUGCUCCGUCCUGAGUUCUGGCUUCUUGCCACCCCAUGUCCCUGGGAAUAAAUCUCUGCCCAGCACUCGCCAAGAAUAAUUGAGUUCUGAAGACUUUAUCCUUAUUAGUGGAAUCCUAUGUGUUUUCUCUUGCACAAACUUAUUAGAAUUGAUUAGAGAACCACUCAGAGGCAACCCUGCCACUAGAAUACUUUUUAAGGGAAAAACAUACCAUAAAAUGUAAAACUGUGGGGUUUGCCAAGAAACGUACUAUGUUCUUAGUGCCAGGAAAACUGUACAUCACAGAAAUUAUUUUAUACAUCUCUUUUGGACUUGUAGCAGUUUACAAGUUAAAUAUCAACCCAGAAAAAUACAUUUUGAGAGUUGAGGGGAGGAAAAUAAAAAUGCAGUAAAAAGUAUGCUAGCGAAAUAAGCAGGACUGGCUCUUGGAAAACACUUUCAUUCCAAGCAUGCACAGAUUUUUUUCUUGCCCCUAAGGUUGCAGAGUCUGGUGGAGAUCCGAGUGGCUUCACAGAGCCACAAGCCUCCAACCAAGAGUACACAAGCUGGAGUCAUGCACGGACAGCACUGACGGCACAGGGUGACUGCCCAAGCCAACGAGGGCCAGUUCCUUCCAGAGAGUGAAGGAUCAUGGGAACUUGGUAAAACCCAGGGUCUGGGGAAGGGGCAGACAGGAGCCAGAAAAGAGCUUGCUCCCCUCAGCCUGCAAUCAUCACCACAGUGGACACCCUGACACCCCAGGACUCUGUGGACACGUCUCUAUGCAAGUGUUUGCCAGUCUAUUUUUUAGGGAUUUUCCCAACAGACCAUUGAUCAAAGAGAAAAUGUGAGGUGAAGGGAAGCUCGCGUCACAGUGUAUUUAGAGUGUGGCUGUUGUCAUAAAUCUCGAGUUGCUGGACUCCUGAAGUAGGACACAGGCCUGGAUGUGGGCUCUAGGCUGCAGCCUGAGAAGUUCAUAGGGUAGAAAAUGGUGGCCCAGGGGUGUCACCCAGUUCCCUUUGGGGUCUAAGCAUCCAGGAAGGGGAUAGUCCCUCCUGUCAGCCUUUACAUUUUCCUCUCAGGUUGGCCCUGUGCCUUGGCACCCUGACCAGGUCCAGGAGACCUGUGCACACACCCCAGUCUUGCCCAGGGUCAGCGCAGAUGGAGUGCAGGAAUGUGCUACAGUGAGCUCUUGGAUUGGGCCAGCGCCCUGGGCAGGUGUGUGUGGGCGAGGCUUACAGUGGUGGUAAAGGCCUGUGCCACAGUCUGGGAGGGGGGACACACACCAAAGCUGAGACUGGUAAUGAUGUGUGUCUCCCAGAGUGGGUCGUCCAGAGACCUGGCUCCUCAGUGUGCUGAGAGGUCACCAUGACCCCAGUAGACGGCCACAUCUCCCCUCUGGCCAGCUUCCCUGGGAUCUCUGGUGAUCAGAUGUGACAUCUGGACCCCAGGUCUUCCAGAAUGUGCUGCUCUGUGGUUCGUACAGAGCCUUUACUCAUAAGGACGCAGGAGACACCACAGGGCUUUCUGAUGAGUUCUGACCUGGCCCACAGUGACAGAUGCAGACCUCGUCUCUGGGAACCACAGCAGCAGAAUAGGGAGACUUCCUUCCUGUACAGUGGAGCAUCAUUUGAAUAACAACCAGGAAAAGUAGUCUACCUCACAUGGUGCCCACGCCCAGCACCUGGGCCACAGCAGUGCAAUCAGAAAGUACGGUGAGUGCCAAAAAGUCUUCACAUUUGUGGCAGUACAAGGCGUGUUGCCACCCCUCUCCUCCAGAUGCUCCCCACUCCACACUCAUUGUCCUGGCCCCGUCCUGCAGCAGCUCUGGCAUCCUCUCUCCUGGGUGUCUAGUUGCAUUAUCACAGCUGCCUCAGUGUCCUGAAUUGAUGCAAAAUAUUUCCCUUUCAAGGUCAUGUCAGCUUUGGAGAACAGGCAGAAGUCACACAGUGCCAGAUAUUAGGAGUGAGGCGACUGAGGGCACAGUGUCCUGUUUUCACACACCUCCGUUCCUUUCCGCUGGACGGAACUUGGCAGCAGCAUUUACCGUAUUUUUGAUCACACCUCUUAAAAAGACACUCAGGGAAGAGGACACCAGAGCUGCUGAAGCAAGUGCCCAGAACAGUGGGCUAAAUGUGUGGGAGUGGGGGGGGGUGCGUGUGAAGAAGUAAGGAUCUAUUAAUCUAUGUAAAAAUCACACAAAAUAAAAUUUGUGAGCAAUUCUUUUUCAUGGUUUUUGUUGGUACAGAUGUAAGAUUAGGAUCUGGAGUGUUCUAUUUUCUGGAUUGUGGGUGUGGUGCCUCGUAGCAUCGACUCCGUGCAAGGCUGACUGCAGAGGGUUUGCAAAUCAAAUGCUGACUUGCUGUUACCUAAAAUGUUUAAUUUCCUACUGUUUCUUUUAAGUUGCACUGUUAAAUAUUACGGAAGUUUAAAUGCUUGCAUCCAGACCUUGAACAGAGCUGCCCAUCUUUCCUUAAAGUGGUGGAUGAGGUCCUGGUUCUGGUGGAAAAGCUCUGAGACAGGCACUGGAUUCUUCAAAGAUGCCAAAAGCACUGCUUUGCAAAAUGCAUUUUGUGUAUAUCUUGGGUUUGCAUCCUUUACCAUGUGAUCCUUAAGUGUAACUUGUAUUUCUGAGAAAGCUUAAAAUUAUUUUCUGUUUCCCUUUGAGAAGUCUGCUCUAUUUCCAGGACCCUGAAGCGACUUUAAUUCAAGUUAUUAUCAGAAUGAGAGACAGGGUACAGAGGGGUCCACUUCAUCUUAGAAGCGACUCUGUAGCCAUGGACAUACACCUCAACAAUCGUGCCCUUCAGAACUGGAGUUUUCUAAAAUAAACCUAUUUUUAUACUUGUAUGUUCCACUGAUUUCAGAUGUAUAUCAUUGAAAAAGAAAUAAACCAUGUUGAAUUAUUUGAAUAAAUAAUACCUACAA